AUGGCCGGCAAGAAGGGGGAAGCCAAAGGGAAGGCGGGCAAAGGGAAAGGGAAGGAUGGCAAGAAGGGCAAGAAGGAGGAUCCCAACGAGUCGGAGGAUGCUUCGGAUGCGGAGCUGCUGAAGGCAGAGGAGAGCGAGGAGACGGAGGUGGUGGAGGAGCAAAAGGAAGAAAAAGAGGAAAAGGAGGAAAAGGAGGCAAAGGAGGAGGAAAAGGAGAAAGAUGAGGAGGAGGUGGCUGCAGAAGAGCCCAAGAAGGGGAAGGGGAAGGGGAAGGAGAAGAAGGGGUUGCCCAAGGCAGGAGUGGGAAAGAAACUGGGCCUUGGGAAGAAGGUACAGCAGGAGACGGAGGAAGAGGAGGGUGAGAGUGAUGCUGCAACAACCAAGAAGAACAUGAAGGGCACCUCCAAGCUGGUGAUGGGGCUGGCAAUAGACAAGAAGAAGAAAGGGGCCAAAGGUGCAGAGGCCAAGGGCCAGCCCAAAGAAUCUGUGGAAGCCAGCCCGGCCGAGGAGGAGGCGGCAGCGGCUCCGAAGGCCCGCGCAAAGCGGAGCCUCCGCAGCACCUCGAAGCUCUUCAUGGGCUUCAAGAACCUGGGGCUGCGUCGGCCCAAGAAGGGGCAGUUCAAGAACACAUCCCGCUUCUUCUGGGGACUGCACAAGCACAGCACCAAGAAGAGGAGGAAGAAGAAGAACAAAGCGGUGCUCAAGUCCACCUCCAACCUGAUGAUGCGCUUCAAGGAGGUGGGCAAGAAGAGGAAGGAGGAGGCCCAGAAGGAGCCGCCAUCGAAGCCAUCGUUCCUGCUGCUGCGGCAGGGCGGGCAGGACCCCGAGGACGGCGCGGCGCUCUUCCGCCGGCGCCCGGAAAGGAAAUUCAAGCCGCGGGCGCAGGUGCUGAGCAAGGGGGCCCGCCGCGGCUACGCCAGGAAGGAAGAUGGAGCCUAUGGGCCCUGGCAUGGUCGGCCCAAGGAGGAAGAUGGAGGGUACAGACCCCACCGUGGCUACGCCGAGGAGGAGGGAGGCUACGGCCCGUGGCGUGGCUACAGCGGCGAGGAGGAUGGAGCCUAUGGCUCCCGGCACAACUACUCCGAGGAGGAGGAAGGCUACAUGCAGAGCCCAGCCUACCCAGCAGGGUACGGCUUUGAGGAUGAGGUGCCGAGCCCCUACUCUGACUAUCCUGGCUACGAGACAGAUGAGGAAUAUGAUUCCUACGGGGGAUUUUGGGAGGAUGGAGACCAGCCAGGGCACCCCUACGGCUACUCAGAGCUCGAGGACGAGGGACAGUUUGGUGGUGGCUCUCCCCUCAGCCUGUACGACCCCUACAGCAGCGACCCUGAGUACGGUGAGGAGGCAGCAGGGCCCUUUGGCUACAGGGGGGACCCCUACGAGGACUUUGGGGAGCCCUUUGCCGGGGGGUACCCUGGGGGCGAGUAUCCCGAGCACCGCAUCCAGUACAGCGAGGGCGGGUGGGCACCGCACGCCCAAUCCUCCUGCAACCCCUACGCCCUUGGCCUGGAGGAGAUCGCCGAGGGCGAGGAGCCCGAGGAGUGGGAAGAAGAGGAGGAAGAGGAGAAGGAGUAUCCCUUUUCCAUCCUGAGCGCCUCCUCGCUCCGGGGUAUGCGGGAGACGCUCUCCUCCAAGCUCUCCCUCAACAGGAAAUUCAGGCUCUUCCCCCGGCCCCAGGUCAAGCUUUUCGGCAGGGACCGCCUGGACGUGCCCCUCCCACCGUCCCCCCAUCUGCCCGCUGCCCGUGACGAGGACGACUACGACGAGUACGAGCCACCAGCCCCCGGCCCCGCGGCAUCCCCGGGACGCCGCGUUUCGCCAGCGCGGGCGUGCGGGAGCCCCCUGGGGCAGUUCCUCCAGCGGUCCCUCUCGAUUCCUCCCAGCCGCCCGCCGCGAGGUGCGGGGGCAUUUCGGGGGUCCCGCACCCCCCAGCCCUCCUACAGGCUCUCCAGCCGCAGGCAGGCGGGGGUGGAGAGCGCCGGUUUGGGGGGACGGGACCCUUCCCCACCCUGGGGGCAGCCCCCUCCCCGGGAGCCGGGGGCUGCUCGCCGCCCGUCGCUCCGUAACCCCUUCGCCAACCCCGGGCGCUCCCCAACGCCGCCGCCCGUCCGUCCGCGGGAGGAGGGCGCGGGGCGCUACGCGGUGGUGACGCCGCAGGUGCAGAGGUUGGGCUCCUUCCGGCGCGCAUCCCGCAUGUACAAGCAGCACUGGUCCACGCAGCACGUCGUGCGGGUGCGGGAGAUGCCCGACGCCUGGACAGCCGAGCAGGGUCUCCCCCGGCAGCCCACCCAGCGCGGCCGGCGGUGGGCGGGCCAGUGGGGAGCCGACAUCGCCCGAUACCUGUGCCCGCGCUCGCCCGCGGGCGGCUGGCGGGACAGGCACCCCUGGGCAGACGGGUACCUGGGCAGCAAGCAGCCCUGGCGCAGCAAGAUGCAGUCGCUGUGCAGCCUGCCCAUCGUGCGGUACCAGGAGCCACAGGAGGAGGACGGGCUGGAGGACAUGACCCAGCUGGAGGACCUCCAGGAGGCUGCAGUGCUGAACAACAUCCGGACGCGGUUCGAGCGCCAGCUCAUCUACACCUACAUCGGCAGCAUCCUGGUGUCGGUGAACCCGUACCGGCUCUACAACAUCUACGGGAAGGAGCAGGUGCUGCAGUACGAAGGCAGAGCCCUGGGGGAAAACCCGCCGCACCUCUUUGCCAUCGCGAAUGUCGCCUACUCCAAAGUGAUGGAUGCCAAACACAACCAGUGUAUCGUCAUCAGUGGGGAGAGUGGCUCAGGGAAGACUGAAGCCACCAAGCUGAUCCUGAGCUACCUGGCAGCUGUCAGCCAGAAACGCAGCACUGCCCCACAGAUCGAGAUCCUGGAGGCGACCCCUUUGCUGGAAUCCUUCGGCAACGCCAAAACCGUGAGGAAUGACAAUUCCAGCAGGUUUGGGAAAUUUGUGGAAAUCUUUCUGGAGGACGGUUUGAUCUGCGGUGCCAUAACCUCGCAGUACCUGCUGGAGAAGUCACGCGUGGUCUUCCAGGCCAAGAGCGAGCGCAACUACCACAUCUUCUACGAGAUGCUGGCGGGGCUGCCGUCCCAGCAGCGGCAGCGGUACUGCCUGCAGGGCGCCGAGACCUACUACUACCUGAACCAGGGUGGGAACUGCGAGAUUCCUGGCAAGGACGACGCUGAGGAUUUCCGCCGGCUGCUCAACACCAUGGAGGUGCUGAACUUCAGCGUGGACGAGCAGAACAGCAUCUUCCGCAUCCUCUCCUCCGUCCUCCACCUGGGCAACGUCUACUUUGAGAAAUACGAGACCGACUGCCAGGAGGUGGCCACGGUGGUGAGUGCCACGGAGAUCCGGACGGUGGCCGAGCUGCUGCAGGUGUCCCCUGAGGGCCUGCAGAAAGCCAUCACCUUCAAGGUGACGGAAACGCAGCGGGAGAAGAUUUUUACCCCUCUGACUGUUGAAAGCGCCGUGGAUGCCAGGGAUGCCAUUGCCAAGACCCUCUACUCCCUGCUCUUCAGCUGGCUCACGGACCGCAUCAACAAGCUGGUGUACCCGCGGCAGGAGGCCCUCUCCAUCGCCAUCCUGGACAUCUACGGCUUCGAGGACCUCACCUUCAACAGCUUUGAGCAGCUGUGCAUCAACUAUGCCAAUGAGUACCUGCAGUUCUUCUUCAACAGGAUUGUGUUCCAGGAGGAGCAGGAGGAGUAUAUCCGGGAGCAGAUCGAGUGGAAGGAGAUCCCCUUCAGCGACAACCAGCCCUGCAUUGACCUCAUCUCCCAAAAACCCUACGGCAUCCUCCGGAUCCUGGAUGACCAGAGCUGCUUCCCCCAGGCCACUGACCACACGUUCCUCCAGAAGUGUCACUACCACCAUGGGACAAACCCGCUGUACACGAAGCCAAAGAUGCCUCUGCCCGAGUUCACCAUCAAGCACUAUGCAGGGAAGGUGACCUACCAGGUUCACAAGUUUUUGGAUAAAAACUAUGACCAGGUCCGUCAGGAUGUGCUGGACCUGUUCCUCAGCAGCAGGACCAAGGUGGUGGCCAACCUCUUCUUCGGCCACGCCCAGGUGAUGGCCCGGCAGAGGAGCAUCAUCAGGAGGAGCAGCACCAGGACACGGCGCUACAAGGCCCCGACUGUGGCUGCACGGUUCCAGCAGUCGCUCCUGGAGCUGGUGGAGAGGAUGGAGAGGUGCAACCCCUUCUUUGUGCGCUGCAUCAAGCCCAACAACAAGAAGGAGCCAGGGCUCUUUGAGGCUGAUGUGGUCAAGACCCAGCUGCGGUACUCGGGGAUCCUGGAGACCAUCCGCAUCCGCAAGGAGGGCUUCCCUAUCCGCAUCCCCUUCCUCGUCUUCAUCGACAGGUAUCGCUGCCUCGUUGAUAUGUGGAGAUAUGUCGUCCCCAAUGGGGCCAACUGUGUGGAGAUGCUGAGGAGCCUCUGCCCCGUUAACCCCAGCAUGUACUAUGUCGGUGUCACCAAGCUCUUCCUGAAGGAGCAGCUGUACCAGGCGCUGGAGAGCAAGCGGUGCCGCGCCCAUCACCUGGCCGCGCUCACGCUGCAGCGCUACGCCCGCACCUUCUUCAUCAAGCGGCGCUUCCGCUCCCUGCGCCGCAAGAUCGUCCUGCUGCAGAGCCGGGCGCGGGGAUACCUGGCCAGGCAGAGGUACCGGCGCAUGCGGCACACGCUCAUCAAGUUCAGGUCGCUGGUGCACAUCUACGUGAACCGCCGGAGGUACCUCAAGAGGAAGGAGGAUGCUCGCCGGCGGGCCGAGGAGGAGAAGGAGAGGAUGAAGCAGGAGCUGACGCGGAGGGAGGUGGUGGAUGUCACGCACCUGGAGAUCCCGGCCGAGCUGAUGGGGCUGCUGGAGGCCGCUGCAGCCGCUCGGGAGGUGAAUGCCGGCUGCGUGGUGCUGGUGCCGCCGCCGGCGCUGCAGCCCGACCCCCAGCUCACCCUCCCGCUCGACAUCAACGACUACCCCAUGGCCAAGUACGUGCGGGGCCACUUCCAGGAACCAGCAUUUGGGAUGCUGACAGCCCCACUGAAAGCCCCCCUGACCCGGCUGGAUGAGGAGCUGUGCCACGAGGCUCUCAGCCUCUUCCAGCUGAUCCUGCGGUUCAUGGGGGACCCGGGGCUGGGCGGCCCGCAGGAGACCCUCUUUGGCAACUACAUCGUGCAGAAGGGGCUGUCGGUGCCGGGGCUGCGGGACGAGCUCCUGGCACAAGCUGCCAACCAGGUCUGGCGGAACACCAACGUCAACAACGAGGAGCGGGGCUGGCUGCUGCUGGCCGCCUGCCUCAGCGCCUUCCCCCCGUCCGCCGCCUUCGACAAGUACCUGCUCAAGUUUGUGUCUGACUACGCCUUCGCUGGCUACAAGCCGGUGUGCCAGCGCAAGCUGAUGCAGGCCAUGGCUCGCUCCCAGCUGGGCGCCGCCGCCGCCCGCACCUUCCCGCCCUCGCUGCUGGAGUGGACGGCCAACCGGCAGCAGGCCAGCAUGGCCCUCGACCUGCACUGCUUCAAUGGUGACCAAUUCUCCUGCCCCAUCCACUCCUGGAGCACAGGCGAGGACCUGGCAGGGGAUGUCCUGAAGCUCAGAGGGCUGGCGGAGGGCUGGCGUGGCUGGACCGUGGCGAUGAAGGCGGGUGCCCAGUGGGCUGAGCUGGCUGGACACGACUAUGUCCUGGACCUUGUCUCUGACCUGGAGCUGCUGCGGGGCUUCCCCAGACAGAAAUCCUGCUUCCUCAUCGCUUGGGACGGGACCGAGAGCCACAGCAGGGACAGCCGGCCGGUGCUGGGUCAUGGAUUUGAUUUGGAUGAAGUGCCUCCUCCCCCAGCUGUAAAAGCCCCCACACUGCCCUCCAUGGAGGCGUAUCACCCCCAUGAGGGGGAGUUUGGGGAGCCACGCAGCCAGAAGGGUCUGGACCGGUACCUGGACAGUCUCUUUGACCCCGUGCUCUCCUAUGGCAAUGGGGAGCUGGAGAAGCCGUCCAUCCUGUCGCAGAGGCUGAAGGGAGGAGGCGGCGUGGGAGGGGGGAACAGUGGCACUGAUGCCAGCCAGAGCGAACCUCCCGUGGCUGCGGAGACACGUCAGCCGAGGGGCACAGAGCCAGACCCAUCCCCACAGCACCGGGCAGAUGUCAACCAGCCCCCCGGACCCUCGGGCAGAGCAGCAGAGGGGACACCAGCCCAUGUCCCCCAGCCCCGGCCCUACUCACAGAAAGCCGCAGCCGUGGCCAGGCGGUGGCCGGGGGAGCCAGUGCGGCAUUCCCGGCUCAACUCGGAGCACUUCCCGCGGCCCACGCACGACAUCCGCAACAUCAUCCGGCAGUGCCAGCCAGCCCCACGCAGCUCCCAGCCCCACAGCAAGCUCUUUGGGAAGAAGCUGGACCCCCAUGAGGAAGCCAUGCAGAUCCUGAAGGAGCAGCUCUCAGCAGCCAGGGUGCCAUCAGCUGUGGGGCCCAAGGAGGUGGUGGCUGCGGUGAAGCCGGUGCCAAGUGCCAGGUACCAGCUGCGAGCACCCACAGGACGUCCUGCAGCCACACGGCCCCCAGUCUUCGUCUCACGGGAGCUCCCGUCUGAGGCGCAGCAGGUCCAGACCCAGCUGCACCGCAGCUGCAGUGAAGACUUCUACACCUACCACAACGUGCCCUGGAAAAUAUUCAUCCGGAAGGAGGUUUUCUACCCCAAGGACAGCAUCAACAGCCCACUGCUGCUCGACCUCAUUUUCCGGCAGAUCUUCAAUGAUGUGCUGUCUGACACCUGCAUCCGGAUCAGCCAGGAGGAGCGGCUCCGCCUGAAAUCCCUCUUUGCGGAAAACAAGCUGGACUCCUUCAGCCCCGUGGCCACCGAGAAUGUCAAGAGGGAGAUCAUCGCUGCAGCCCGGGAUGGCUGCGAGGUGUAUUUCUCCCGCCUCUUCCCUGCCACGGGCAGCGUGGGGACGGGUGUGCAGAUCCUGGCCGUGUCCCACACUGGCAUCAAGCUGCUGCGGGUGGUGAAGGGCACCAAUGUCCCCGGGGAGCAGCUGCGGGUGCUGCGCUCCUACAGCUACCCCGACGUGCUCUUCGUGACCACCCCAUCCAGGAACAUGCUGGAGUUCAACCUGCGCAGCGAGAAGCUCAUCCUCUUCUCCCCCAAAGCCCCCCAGGUCAAGGUCAUGGUCGACCACUUCAUCACAGAGCUCAGGAAGGACUCCCAGUAUGUGGUGGCCGUGAGGAACUACAGCCCGGAGGCUGGGGGCCGGCUCAGCUUCCACAAAGGGGACAUCAUCCACCUGCAGUCCCUGGAGCACCCUGAGAGAGACCACUACUAUGGCUGCGUGGUCCGCAAGAAGGUGAUGUAUCUGGAGGAGCUGAAGACAGACACGCAGGAUUUUGGGUGGAAGUUUGGGGCCAUCCAUGGCAGGUCAGGGCUCUUCCCUGCCGAGUACGUCCAGCCCGUGGCAGCGCCCGACUUCGUGCAUUUGCCUGCGGAGAGGAAGGAGGAGCCCAGGGACAAGCAGGGCAGAGUGGCAGCUUCAGCAGCCGUGGCCGUGGCCGUGGCCUCCACUGCUGCUGCCCAGGAGCUGGACCGGAAAACAGAGGUGUCCCCAGCCUUUCUGGAGGGUCCCGAGGGCGAUGGUGUGGAGCAGCUCAGGGAUGUCACCGGGCCCUGUCCCAUGCUGGCCUUUGCCCAGCAGCAUUUCCGUGCGGCGCGACGCGGGACCACGGACUCCCGUGGGAUGAAGGCUCCAAGUGUGCUGGAGAUGCUGACGUUCACCAAGAUUCCUAUCCAGGAGUCACUCAUCGAAUUUGCGGAUGGUGGCCUCAACAAACUGGCUGCUGAGGCUUUCCAAGCCGUGAUGAAGUUCAUGGGUGACCACCCCCUGCGGGGUCAGACAGAGCUGGAUGCCGUCUGCACCAUCCUCAAGCUGUGUGCAGAGCACGAGGUCCUGCGGGAUGAGGUGUACUGCCAGAUCAUCAAGCAGGUCACCAACAACACCAGCUCCAAGCCGGACAGCUGCCAGAGGGGCUGGAGGCUGCUCUACAUCCUCGCUGCCUACUACAAGUGCUCUGAGGUGCUCCGGCCCUUCCUCGUGGCCUUCCUGCAGGAUGCCAGCAGGCACCCGGAGCUGCCUUUCCACGGCAUCGCCAAAGCCUGCGAGCAGAACCUGAGGAAAACCCUGCAGUUCGGCGGCCGCAGCCUCUUCCCCAGCAGCAUGGAGCUCAAGGCCAUGGUGGCUGGACGCAGCGCCAAGCGCCAGCUCUUCCUCCUGCCUGGUGGCAUCGAGAGGCACCUCAAGAUCAAGACGUGCUCGGUGGCUCUGGAUGUGAUCGAGGAGCUGUGCUGUGAGAUGGGGCUGCAGAAUGCAGAGGCUUUGGAGGAAUACAUCCUCUUCGUGGUGACCGACAGAGGGCAGAGCGUGCGGCCGCUGACCCGCCGGGAAUACGUCCUGGACGUGGCUGCCGAGACGGAGCUCCGGGACACCAGCUACACCUUCUGGUGCCGCCGCGUGCUCUGGAGCCAGCCCCUCAAGUUCGACAACGAGCUCUACGUCACCGUCCACUACAACCAGGUGCUGCCUGACUACCUCAAGGGGCUGUUCACCGUCCUGCCGCCGGCGAGGCCGGGCGAGCAGCACUUCCCGCACGUGGCCAAGCUGGCCGCCCUCCAGCACCGAGCCAAGGACCGCCACCACCUCCCCACGGCGCGGGAGAUGCAGGACUACGUCCCUCCGCAGCUCUUCCGCCUGCUGAAGCCCCAGUCCUGGCUGCAGAUGGUGACCCAGCACGUGCAGCAAGCCCAGGCACUCAGCGCCCACCAGGCCAGGGCACAGUUCCUGGGGCUGCUGAGUGCCUACCCCAUGUUCGGCUCGUCCUUCUUCUACAUCCAGAGCUGCAGCAACAACGCCAUUGUUUCGCCCUGUAUCCUGGCCGUCAACCAGAAUGGCCUCAACUUCCUCAGCAAGGAGACCCAUGAACUCAUCGCCAAGUUCUCGCUGAACGAGAUCCAGUCCACGCGGACGCAGCGGCCGACGGCCGGAUCCAGCUAUCCCUACGUGGAGAUCACAUUGGGAGACCUCCUGGCCCAGGGCAUCACCCAGCUGCAGCUGGAGCAGGGCCUGGAGCUGUGCCGCGUGGUGGCCGCGCACAUGGAGAGGCUGCUGGGCGCUCGGGAGAAGAGGCUGACGCUGCCGCCCAGCGAGAUCACCCUGCUCUGACCCGCCAUGGCCUCGGACCCCCGGCACCCCGGCACGGGGACACAGGGUGCAGCGACCAUGGGGUGUCCCCAGCUUAGCCGG
Molecule: messenger RNA, 9270 nt
Organism: Ficedula albicollis (Collared flycatcher)
Lineage: Eukaryota; Metazoa; Chordata; Aves; Passeriformes; Muscicapidae
Gene: MYO15A
Product: myosin XVA
Exons: 68
Coding region: 1-9189 (3062 amino acids)
Cellular component (GO): myosin complex; cytoskeleton
Molecular function (GO): protein binding; ATP binding; cytoskeletal motor activity
Source: RefSeq, a predicted model, not a curated record